UUGCCUAUCUCCUCUCUCCCUGUUGUAAUAUCUCUGUUGCAUUGCCAUUGCAUUUACAAAUCACAAGACCCAAUCCCAAUUCUCUUCUUGUCUUCUUACUUUCUUUUUAUGUGAAACCAGAAUCACAGAGUUUGCGAGCUAUAAACAAUAGAUUCUCCUCUUUUCUCUUUCUUUUCUCUGACAAAAUAGAAAUUAAAUGAUGGGUCCAUUUGCUUUGGCAGCAUUUUUUUUUGUUAUUGAAUUUUGCCAGCAAGUGCAUGGAAGCAGAUGUGAUCUUUACAAAGGAAAAUGGGUGUAUGAUGCUUCUUAUCCUCUUUACAAUUCAACUAAUUGCCCCUUCAUACUGCAAGAAUUCAAUUGCCAAAGCAAUGGUCGACCUGACCACCUCUAUCAAAACUAUAGAUGGCAACCCACUUCAUGUAACUUGCCAAGGUUCAAUGGCAGAGACUUUUUACGAAGAUUUAAAGGGAAGCGGAUCAUGUUUGUAGGUGACUCACUCAGCUUAAAUCAAUGGCUGUCUCUCACAUGUUUGCUUCAUACAGCUGUAUGUCGAGCCAAAUACAACUUGCAAAGGAUUGGCGGCCUCUCCACAUUCAGCUUCCCAGCAUAUGGAGUUUCAAUUAUGUUCUCACGCAAUGCAUUUCUUGUUGAUAUUGUUAAUGAAAAAUAUGGGCGAGUUCUCAAACUCAACUCAAUUGGGAGUGGACAACUUUGGGAAGGGGCUGAUGUAUUGAUCUUUGACACUUGGCAUUGGUGGCUUCACACCGGUCGAAAGCAACCAUGGGAUUAUGUCCAAGACAAUAAGAUAACUCACAAAGACAUGAAUCGAUUGGUUGCUUAUGAGAAAGCGUUGAGGACAUGGGCCAGAUGGGUGAACUUCAAUGUAGAUUCUGCUAAAACCAAGGUGUUUUUCCAAGGCGUCUCCCCCGAUCACAUGGAUUCGAGGGAUUGGGCGGAUCCGACAGCAAAGACUUGCCGAGGGGAAACGCUCCCAAUGAUAAGCAUGGACUAUCCUGGAGGUCCACAUCCGGCCCAAGUUGUUUUAAAUAAAGUAUUGCGAAGUGUGUCGAAACCAGUUCAUUUGCUUGAUAUAACAGCCUUGUCGCAACUAAGAAAGGACGGACAUCCUUCAGCUUAUGGCUACGGAGGCCGCCGCGGCACCGAUUGUACACAUUGGUGUCUCCCCGGAGUUCCUGAUACGUGGAACGAACUGCUCUUCGCAGCUCUCAUCCAAAGUUAAGGGGCUUAUCUUUCUACUAAUAUAGAACAACAUAAAAAUUAAGUUAAUUAUUCCAACAUACGUAAUUGGGAUCAUGUAGUAAAUCAAUCUAUGAUGGAUUGUGUUCCAUAGAUUAGUUAUCAAAUUUAAUGCUUAAGAUAUAUUUUAUUAGUCAUUUUGCAA
Molecule: messenger RNA, 1402 nt
Organism: Durio zibethinus
Lineage: Eukaryota; Viridiplantae; Streptophyta; Magnoliopsida; Malvales; Malvaceae
Product: protein trichome birefringence-like 43
Cellular component (GO): Golgi apparatus
Molecular function (GO): O-acetyltransferase activity
Source: RefSeq, a predicted model, not a curated record